This is a messenger RNA of Phragmites australis (common reed), 1001 nucleotides long. RefSeq names its product arabinogalactan O-methyltransferase 2-like. The annotation marks the transcript as partial. The transcript has a single exon. Gene Ontology annotation, biological process: xylan biosynthetic process. The record is from RefSeq and is a predicted model, not a curated record. Lineage: Eukaryota; Viridiplantae; Streptophyta; Magnoliopsida; Poales; Poaceae.
UUGUCACUUUCCGUCGUGGAGUACGCCGUCACGGAGACCGUGCCGCAGCAGUCGCGCGCGGAGAUCGCGCUCUCGCUCGCCGUGCUCCGCCGCCGCGCGCCGCUGCGGCUGCUGGUGUUCGGCCUCGGCCGCGACUCCAGGCUCUGGCACGCGCUCAACCCCGGCGGCGCCACCGUCUUCCUCGAGGAGGACCCCGCGUGGUAUCGCGUCGUGCGGGCACAGUCGCCGUUCCUCCGCGCGCACCUCGUCGCCUACCGCACGCGGCUCGAGCACGCCGACCGCCUCCUCGCCACGUACAAGAAGCACCCCGCCUGCCUCCCCGGCGCCGACGGCGCCAACGCCACCGUGCGCGUGCGCGGCAACUCGGUGUGCCCACUGGCGCUGCACAACCUGCCGCCGGAGGUGUACGAGACCGAGUGGGACAUGAUCAUGGUCGACGCGCCCAAGGGUUACUUCGCUGCUGCGCCAGGGAGGAUGGCGGCGAUAUGGACGGCGGCAGCCAUGGCGCGUGCGCGCCGCGGCGAGGGGGACACCGACGUGUUCCUGCACGACGUGAACCGGAGGGUGGAGAGGGUCUUCGCGCAGGAGUUCCUCUGCGACAAGUUCCGGGUCGGCAGGACCGGCCGGCUUUGGCAUUUCAGGAUCCCGCCAGUGUCGCGGCGCAGGAACGAGGCGACCGCGGGCGGUGGCCGGAGACCAUUUUGUUAAGGUGGUGAGUUUUCGAGGGUUGUCUUUUGCAAAUAUCCCUAUUUGGGGUAUAAUAGGAAACCGUUAUUCAGAUACUCUGCCGUGCAGUUCAAACGGGCAUUGUUCAAAAUUAGUUUUUGAACAAGUGCUCUUUUGUUUGAACUGAAGGUCUCUAGAUGAUACGAAUCCUGAGAAAUAGCACUCUUAUGUCCUGUAUCUUCUUUUUUGCAAUGUAAGUACACUUAUGGAGUUAAUUUCUAUUUAGAUAAUGAAAAUAUAAUUUCUGAUCUUUGUACCAAUAAAAUGUUAAGACA